This is a messenger RNA of Caenorhabditis remanei, 2406 nucleotides long. RefSeq lists its product as uncharacterized. Gene Ontology annotation, molecular function: monoatomic cation channel activity; mechanosensitive monoatomic ion channel activity. Gene Ontology annotation, biological process: regulation of membrane potential; cellular response to mechanical stimulus; detection of mechanical stimulus. Gene Ontology annotation, cellular component: plasma membrane. The coding region runs from base 1 to 2406 and encodes 801 amino acids. The record is from RefSeq and is a predicted model, not a curated record. The transcript is spliced from 15 exons. NCBI's taxonomy places the organism in Eukaryota, Metazoa, Nematoda, Chromadorea, Rhabditida, Rhabditidae.
AUGACGGUACCGCCGUUCGUAAAGUCUUGCACUGUCAAGCUUCUGCUUCCCGGAGCACUUUUAGCAGCUGCAAUAAUCAGGCCAAGCUUCCUAUCAAUCGGCUAUGUGGUUCUUGCUCUGUUCAGUGCAGUAGUGCCUCCAAUUCGAAAAAGUUUAGCUCUUCCCAAAAUAGUCGGUACAUUCGUCACUAUCACAUUCUUAUUCUGCCUGGCAGUUGCAUUAGGAAUUGGUUCUUACCAGAUCUCGGAACAAUUUGUGCAUAAAAAUGACAGAACCUACAUCUGCAAUCGCUCUGACACUACUCUAUUCCGAAGUAUCGGUCUUGUUCGUUUCCAUCCAACUGGAACUUUUGAUUCAACUCGAGCCUUCCUUCCGGAAAUUAUUGCUCUCUCUGCUUCUCUUCUCUCUUUUAUCAUUGUCAUGUUUAUGUCGCACCGAGAUGAACAAUUGGAUACUGUUGGAGAUGUUGUGACUGUUAGAAGUGAAUCCGGUCGUGAGCAACGGCGACAGCGAAAAAUGGCAGCGAUCAUGUGGAGUGCAAUCGGGAAUUCAUUGAGACGCCUCACAAAUUUCGUGAUUUUCCUCUUCACCGCCUAUGUCGGAAUCGUGAAACCGUCUGUCAGUAACUCGAUUUACUUCGGUGCAUUUCUGUUCAUUUCGACCUGGUGGGCAACGUAUACACCAUUGAGACACGGAGUUUACAAUCAAAUCAAGAAAUUCCUCAUUUUCUAUUCUGCAAUUCACGUCUUGGUUCUCUACACCUAUCAGAUUCCAAUCGUUCACAAUUCAUGGCUCCCAACUGGAUCGUUUCUAUCUCGUCUCUUCGGACUCACUGUUCUCAUGGAUUCUUCUUGUCCGGAGUGGUGGAAAUUUCCAUUUGUCGCGCCAGAUUUUAAUGAUGAUGAUUUGAUAAUGAAAUGGCCGUUGUAUGCGAAUCCCAUAGUUGUUCUGAUAUUCUACUAUUUGACUGUUGCUCAAUACAAAUUCACCAGAAACGGAUCUCGCCAAUACAUCGAUGACAAUGACUACGGAUCGUCGGUACAUGAAGAACGUUUUGCAUCCGGUGCAACUGUCGACACGAAUGUGGAUGACGUGGGUCAGCUCAUUUCGAUUUCUGAGAGCUCAGCUGCUCCAUCUGGCAGAGGACGUGGCAAUACUUUGCUAUUGUCCACUGCCUCCUCCUCACACGAAGAUGAGCAAGGCCGCGCCCGUUCACGAUCUCCUCUGCGAAACGGCGAGGGACAAAAUUCGAUUCCGAUGCGUAAAGUGACGUCACAAGUGGUCGAUCGUAACAAGUUGAGCAAUAUCUUUAAUUCACCUGGAGAUAAAGAAUCCGCAGCGUCGAAAGGAAUGAUAGCAGUGAUGACUUUUGUGAUCUUCCAUUCGUAUUCAAUUGCGCUGACAGCAAUGAUGACGUGGGCUCUUCUGUAUCACUCGAUUUUCGGAUUGAUCCUUCUGAUUCUCACAUGCAUUCUCUGGAUUUUCCGUGAUACUAGAAGAUCGUCGUUCACAAUGGCUCCAUUGAUCUUGUUGUAUAUCGAGUUUCUUCUUGUUCUCCAAUACUUCCUUAGUAUGGACAUUCAUCAAGAAAUCGGUGACCCAGCAUGGAUGAAUUUUGUUGGAAUCGAAUGGGCAACCAUUCCAGUCCAUGCACUUAUUAUCCUCUGUGUGCAGACUCUUCUCAGUCUUCCCGUCUUCCUACUCCUACGAUUGGCGCGAAGAGAAAAGUAUUACGAAUCAUUGAGUGAUUUUGAACGACAAAGACGAAUUAAUUCAUAUGGAACUUUUGGAGCGUCGAAGACUGGAGCCGGGGGAGUCGCUGUGGCAAAGGAUCCAAAAAGUCGGAAAUUUGCUGCAUUCGUUGAAUAUCUAUCGAACAAAGUGUCAAUUUACUUCAUAUUCGUUGUCUCAUUCGUUCUUCUUCUGGUUUCAAUUCACUUCAAACCAAACUUCUACAAUAUUCUGUUCUUUGCGUUAUGGGCACUCAAUUUGAUUUAUCUCAAGUUUUCCUUCCGAUUGUAUCGUGGAUUGGCGUACGCCUUCUGGCUGACACUUACCUUCUACACAUCGUUUGUUAUUAUCGCCCUCUACAUCUAUCAGUUCCCUGGAGUAUCUCAAUGGAUUAUUGAUAAUACAAAUCUAUCGAAAGAGUGGCUUGAUGCAAUCGGACUUGUCGACUAUUCAGCGAUCGGAGAAUCUGGAGCACUAUUCCUACAACUAUUCGCCCCAAUCGCCCUGUUCGUCGUCACAAUGCUUCAACUCAAAUUCUUCCACGGACCAUGGAGUCGAGCAACAUCACCAAGACGAGCUGCCGAAGAUCCGCCAACAGAAAGUGCGGUGGCGACGACGUCUGAAACAGGAAGAGCCAAUGCAGGAGGUUGGUUGAUUACAGAUUGGGACACUUGA